AUGAUAUUUGGAAUUGGAAUUGAUAUUAUCCAUUUACCGCGUAUUAAAACUCUAUUAACGCGUAGACCGACGUCCCUUUUACAAUUUUCUAAAAGAAUUUUAUCAGAUAGAGAGCUGAAAGAAUUUAAUGAAAGAGAUGCGCUCGACAAUAAUGUUAAAUUUCUGGCUGUUAGAUGGACUUUAAAAGAAGCGGCUUAUAAAGCUUUAUUUCCUUAUCAUCGAAAACCGCAAUUAAUUAUACACGAACAAAAAGCAAUUAACAUUAGUAACGUUCAUUCUUCUGUUUCACAUGAUGGUGAAUAUGUCAUCUCGCAAGUUUUAAUUGAAGUAGUUGCAGGAUUAUUUUUAUUUUUGAGGAUUAUGGCUACUGCUAAAAUUGCAAUUGAACCAACUGACUUUAGAACUGCUGCCAUAACACAACAUUGGAACGACCCACCGCAAAAAAUAUUUCAUAAAGAUGAAAAUGAUCAUAAGCAACUAGAUUCUUCUCAAGUUUAUUUUAUAAUACAAAAUAUUCUAGAAAUUUGUAAGGAAAACGCAAAGAAUUCUGAUAAAAAGAUUAUUCUUGAUACCGAAAAAAGAUUAGAAACUUUAUAUGAAAAGUUAGAAAGUAGACAAUUAUCUGAUUCCGUACUUGGCAGAUUAGGUAAAUUAUGUGAAUAUUUGGAAUUAAAGGAUUUAAAUAAUUCUAUUACAAUUCAUGGAAAUUUAAUGACUACAGAUUUUGAUAAAGAAGGCAAAUGGUUAUUAGGAAUCAAGAGAUUAUUAGAUUUAUAUCAAAAAACUUUAAAAUAA
Funneliformis geosporum is the source of this 795-nucleotide messenger RNA. The record is from the annotation of a GenBank genome assembly. NCBI's taxonomy places the organism in Eukaryota, Fungi, Glomeromycota, Glomeromycetes, Glomerales, Glomeraceae.